Venustampulla echinocandica is the source of this 1953-nucleotide messenger RNA. RefSeq lists its product as uncharacterized. The coding region runs from base 1 to 1953 and encodes 650 amino acids. Gene Ontology annotation, molecular function: protein binding. The record is from RefSeq and is a predicted model, not a curated record. The transcript has a single exon. Lineage: Eukaryota; Fungi; Ascomycota; Leotiomycetes; Helotiales; Pleuroascaceae.
AUGGACGACCAACCUCCACCACCACCGUAUUCUCCUCAUAGCCCCGACGGUACAUCAAGUCAAAAUUCAAUAGAGCCAGCAGGUUUGGCUCCGGCAUAUAAUCACUCCUCCACCAUAGACCCCUCCACGUCUAUACUUGCGGUACAUCUGUUCCCUGACAAUCAUCACCUCCCGCAAGAAAGCAAUGACUUGAGCGCAUCAUCGCUAGGAGCAAAUCCCUAUUUUGUGUCAAGACCUCCAUACCGGCCCCCUCCAAGUAGAAUCAUCUCGCAUCGAAUAGUGCUCCAACCUGACUCCAGCCUGGACGAAAUCCAAUUGCCGCCACUCUUCUCUGAGCGCGGCGUUGAUGAGCAGGACUGGCUCACCUUUCGCAAUCAUCUCUUCCCGGCCCAUGGCUUGACGGGGAAUAAUCAGAAAGGAGACACAAUGUAUAGGAGAGACGAGAAGUGGUCACUUGACCCAUCCAACGAAAGGGCCAAUGACCUUGUUAACCCAGGACCAUCCAAUUCUACGAAAGGGCUCAAGGACGGCGACCCCGAGAAAGACUGCUCACGCCUGCCAAACAUUCACAAGGUGGUCAAAGAGUGGAAUGCUGGAUUCUUCGAACCCCGAGGUCUGUUAGUUAUUGCAAAAACUCUACCCCAAUCAUCUUCCAAGCGCAAAGAUCUCGAUUCACACUCGACAUUUGGAGGAACGAUUCUCGCCAAAGCUGCUGCCAGAGGAGAUUUCAAAAUCGUCGAGGGUCUCCUCUUGCAAGGGGCAGACCCUGACAUCCAACCCUAUAGUAGCUCGCCCGCCAUAUAUGAUGCGGCAGCCAACAAACAUCCUUCAGUCGUCGAUCUUCUUCUCCGGCAUGGUGCAAAGGUAGACACGAAACCUUCAACCACUCACCUAGUCGCCUCGCAAGGCGAUGUGCAGACGCUCGCUAUUCUGUUGAAGUAUGGUGCCGAUCCCAACCACAAGGACUGGACCGGAUCUUCCUCUCUCUUUGACGCGGCCGGGCGUGGUGACGUUCUAGUAUUAAAGCUUCUUCUUGCCUACGGGGCGGAUCCCAAUUAUGCGAAUACGGGAGGACAUUCUGCAUUAUACUAUGCUAUCAAGAGGCGUGAUUCUACCGUCGUUCAGCUCCUCCUCGACCAUGGGGCUGAUCCGAACAGGCGGCCUUGGACCGGACAGCCGUGUGUCCAUCUUGCUGCGUCGCAAGGCGACGUCGAGACUGUACGAGCCCUGAUUGCCAAACGCGCCGACGUUAAUGCUACCCCUACAAUGAGCGAAACUGCUCUUGGUUCAGCCAUCUCACGUGGUGAUGCUGAUAUGAUACGCCUCUUGCUGGAGAACGGGGCUGAUGUGAACACGAAGCCUCUAGGUGGACAGUCGCCAUUGUUUCUCGUUGCCAGCAAGGGAGAUAUAGCGUUGUUGCGACUGCUCUUGGAAAAAGGUGCGAACGUGGACGAGUCGCCCCCUGGGUUUCCCAGUGCGUUAUACAUGGCGAUACACCGCGAGGAUCUCGAAACUUCAAAGGUCCUGGUCGAGUUUGGCGCCAAUGCAAAAACCGGCAACUCACUCAGCGUUGCCGUCGACCAUGGCAAUCUGAAUGCGGUGAGACUGCUUCUGGAUCAUGGUGCUGACCCGAAUUCGAAACCUACCGGAGGACAGAUGCCUUUGUACAGCGCUGCCGCUAAAGGAGAUACGAACUCGAUGCAAUUACUCCUGGAGAAAGGUGCCAAGGUCGACUGGUCGCCGAUUGGGUAUUCGACCGCGCUCUAUAUGGCCGUGGUCAGGGAAGAUGCAAAUGUGGUUAAGGUUUUAUUGGGUUAUGGAGCCGAUGUGAACGUGACGGCUGCAGGAGGUGAAACUGUUUUGGGCCAUGCAAUGAAGAGUGGUAGUGAAGAGAUUAAGCGGCUGUUCUCGGCGGAGAAAGGCAACCACUAUCCACCUGAGAAGAAGGGCUGA